Molecule: messenger RNA, 697 nt
Organism: Nilaparvata lugens (brown planthopper)
Lineage: Eukaryota; Metazoa; Arthropoda; Insecta; Hemiptera; Delphacidae
Exons: 2
Coding region: 113-697 (194 amino acids)
Source: RefSeq, a predicted model, not a curated record
GCUGGCACAGUAUCAUAUGUAAUACGUUUCUCUACUCAGUGGGAUAGUGCUGCCAUCUGUUAGUGUUUGUUAUAAACAACAGAGCUUGCUGGAAGCUUCAGUGUCAACAAAGAUGUCUGCCAAGCGGAAAAACGUGUUGCGUGACAAGAUUCCAGAAAGGAGAGUAGACUAUAUAAUGUCUCUUGUUCCAAAAGCAUUUGCUGAUUCAGAGGCAGAAGAAUCAUCUGAUGAUGAAACAACAUUGGCUGAUGGUCCACAAAAGAAUUUAGAAGAGCACAGUAGUCUCACCAUCCUUGACCCAGUUGAUGAACAGCUCAUAUUUGAAGACAUUUCAGAUGCUCCUAUGGAGAUAUGGACAUUCGAUGUGAAUCAAUCAGGUACAGGCUCAUCUCCAACUGCUGAAAUGAUGCAUAGUGCGCUUCCUGGAGUAUCCUGCAAUUCACCUGCUACAACAGUACAAUCACCAUUAUCUGUUGUCACAGAUGAACAACAGUCCAGUAAUAAAAGUGAGCAACCAUCACCAUCUGUUGAUAGAGACGAACAACAACCUGGAGUGUCCAGAAUCACGACUCCGCCUUCCAGAACAACACGUGCAUCAUCCAUUGGAAGGACUUCCAAGGAGGGAAGGACACAUUUGCAGAAAAGGAUAUCUCAUCCAAAGACAGCAAAGAAACUGACUCAAAAACAAUUCAAGUGA